GGGGGCGGAACCGGAACCGGCGGUAGCUUGGGGGCGGGACCUCGCGGACUGCUGUGGCGGCAGCUGGAGCGGCGACCGCGGUGGCAGAACCGGGGGCGGCCGCUGCAGCCUGGAGUCCCAUGGUGCGGGGCCGCGGCCAGGCCACAGGAAGAGCUCGAGGCCCGGGCCGCAGCGGCUGAGUGUGCGGGCCCGCGCGGCUUGGAGCCGCCGCCGCCCGUCGAGCCCCUCCGGGCGCGGGUCGGCCCGCCAUGGGGUCCCUGUUCCGGAGCGAGACCAUGUGCCUGGCGCAGCUCUUCCUGCAGUCGGGCACGGCCUACGAGUGCCUCAGCGCCCUGGGCGAGAAGGGCCUGGUCCAGUUCCGAGACCUCAACCAGAACGUAAGUUCUUUCCAAAGAAAAUUCGUUGGUGAGGUGAAGAGGUGUGAAGAGCUAGAGCGAAUAUUGGUGUAUUUGGUACAGGAAAUUAAUAGAGCUGAUAUUCCCCUUCCUGAAGGAGAGGCCAGCCCUCCUGCGCCACCCCUAAAACAGGUUCUAGAAAUGCAGGAGCAGUUGCAGAAGCUCGAGGUUGAACUGAGAGAAGUCACUAAGAACAAGGAGAAACUGAGGAAAAACUUGCUGGAACUGAUAGAGUAUACUCACAUGCUGAGAGUGACAAAGACCUUUGUGAAACGCAAUGUUGAGUUUGAACCCACUUAUGAAGAAUUCCCUUCCUUAGAGAGCGAUUCUCUGUUGGAUUACAGCUGUAUGCAGAGGCUGGGAGCAAAACUGGGAUUUGUGUCUGGCCUAAUUAACCAAGGAAAAGUGGAAGCAUUUGAAAAAAUGUUGUGGAGAGUCUGCAAAGGGUACACCAUUAUGUCCUAUGCAGAACUGGAUGAAUCUCUCGAAGACCCUGAAACAGGGGAAGUCAUAAAAUGGUAUGUCUUUUUAAUAUCCUUUUGGGGAGAGCAGAUUGGCCACAAGGUUAAGAAGAUAUGUGAUUGCUACCACUGCCACGUGUACCCCUAUCCAAACACAGCCGAGGAGCGGAGGGAGAUCCAGGAGGGGCUGAACACUCGCAUCCAAGAUCUCUACACUGUACUGCACAAAACCGAGGACUAUUUGAGGCAAGUGCUAUGUAAAGCCGCCGAGUCUGUCUACAGCCGUGUGAUCCAGGUGAAGAAAAUGAAGGCCAUCUAUCACAUGCUGAACAUGUGCAGCUUUGACGUGACCAACAAAUGCCUCAUUGCUGAGGUCUGGUGUCCUGAGGUGGAUCUGCAGGACCUGCGCCGGGCACUGGAGGAGGGCUCGAGAGAGAGUGGUGCUACAAUCCCCUCAUUCAUGAAUAUAAUCCCCACAAAAGAAACACCCCCCACUCGGAUCCGCACCAACAAAUUCACCGAGGGAUUUCAGAACAUCGUGGAUGCUUAUGGAGUCGGAAGCUACAGAGAAGUCAAUCCAGCUCUCUUUACCAUCAUCACCUUCCCGUUUUUAUUUGCUGUGAUGUUUGGAGACUUCGGACAUGGCUUUGUGAUGUUUUUAUUUGCCCUCUUGUUGGUGUUAAAUGAAAAUCAUCCCAGACUAAAUCAGUCACAAGAGAUCAUGAGGAUGUUUUUUAAUGGCCGGUACAUCCUCCUGCUGAUGGGGCUGUUCUCAGUGUACACUGGCCUCAUCUACAAUGACUGCUUUUCAAAGUCAGUCAACCUGUUUGGCUCCAGAUGGAACGUGUCGGCCAUGUACAGCUCCAGCCACCCGCCCGCAGAGCAUAAGAAGAUGGUGCUUUGGAACGACAGCGUCGUCAGGCACAACAGCAUUUUGCAGCUGGAUCCAAGCAUUCCUGGAGUGUUUCGAGGCCCUUAUCCCCUUGGCAUUGAUCCUAUUUGGAACUUGGCCACAAAUCGCCUCACUUUUCUAAACUCUUUCAAAAUGAAAAUGUCCGUGAUUUUAGGAGUCAUUCACAUGACUUUUGGAGUCAUUCUGGGAAUAUUUAACCACUUGCACUUCAGGAAGAAGUUCAACAUUUUCCUGGUUUCCAUCCCAGAACUUCUCUUCAUGCUCUGUAUCUUUGGAUACCUUAUAUUUAUGAUUUUCUACAAGUGGCUGGUUUUUUCAGCAGAAACCUCCAGAGUUGCUCCCAGCAUUCUGAUUGAAUUUAUUAACAUGUUUUUAUUCCCAGCCAGUAAAACAAGUGGCCUUUACACAGGGCAGGAGUAUGUCCAGAGAGUUCUGCUGGUUGUCACAGCAUUGUCUGUCCCCGUCCUUUUCUUGGGAAAGCCACUGUUUUUGUUGUGGCUUCACAAUGGGCGUAGUUGCUUCGGAGUGAACCGGAGUGGUUACACACUUAUAAGGAAAGAUAGUGAGGAAGAAGUUUCAUUGCUGGGAAGCCAAGAUGUAGAAGAGGGAAAUCGCCAAGUGGAAGAUGGAUGUAGAGAAAUGGCGUGUGAAGAGUUUAAUUUUGGAGAAAUACUAAUGACCCAAGUAAUCCAUUCCAUCGAGUACUGUCUGGGAUGCAUCUCCAACACUGCCUCCUACCUGAGGCUCUGGGCGCUCAGCCUGGCUCACGCACAGUUGUCUGAUGUCCUGUGGGCCAUGCUGAUGCGCGUGGGCCUCCGCGUCGACACCACCUAUGGCGUCUUGGUACUGCUCCCGGUUAUCGCGUUCUUUGCAGUUUUGACCAUUUUCAUCCUGCUGAUCAUGGAAGGGCUUUCUGCGUUUCUUCACGCCAUACGCCUCCACUGGGUAGAAUUUCAGAACAAGUUCUACGUUGGUGCAGGCACCAAAUUUGUUCCUUUCUCAUUCAGUCUACUUUCAUCAAAGUUCAAUAACGACGACAGCGUGGCAUGAUCAUAUUGCUGUAACCAACAAGCUUUCAGAUAUGGAGAAUGACCAUGUUAUAGAAUUUCACUUAUGUCAGAUUUAUGAUAGGAAAAAUUCCAUCUUCAUUACUGCCUUAUGACAUAGCCAAAUAAUUCUGUAAGAUAUACCUCUUCCUCAUAUGUUAAAUAUUUUGUAAAGUUUACCAAUUUGAGGUGUAAAAAUUUCUUUUGGUUUUUUAUGAUGAGCAAAUAUAAGUUAAUGCCAAACGUUAUGUUAAAGUUAUUUUUUCAAAUACAGGAUUGGGGGAGAGAAGCCAAUUUUGCAUGGCUAAUUGAAAAUGGUGUUAGAUACUUGAUUCCUUUAAACUUUAUUUAAAAAAAACAACAGAGUUAAUCUGUCACCUGAAGUUACCAGAUAAUAUUUUCCAACAGCUGAAGUAGGGAUAGUUUUUUAAAAAAUUUAAUGAUGAGUAAUGAAAACAUUCACAUUUAUUCUGCUGGAUGUAAAAAUAUGCAAUUUUUUUUUUUUUUUUUUUUUUUUGAGAUGAAGUCUCGCUCUGUCACACAGGCUGGAGUGCAAUGGCACGAUCUUGUCUCAUUGCAACUUCCGCCUCCUGGGUUCAAGUGAUUCUCCUGUCUCAGCCUCCCGAAUAACUGGGAUUGCAGGCAUGCGCCACCAUGACCAGCUAAUUUUUUUGUAUUUUUGUAGAGAUGGGGUUUCACCAUGUUGGCCAGGCUGGUCUCGAACUUCUGACCUCAAGUGAUCCACCCGCCUCGGCCUCCCUAAGUGCUGGGAUUACAGGCGUGAGCCACCGUGCCCGGCCAAAAUAUGCAAACAUUUUUUAUCCUGUGCUACCUAGAAUUACAAGUAGAGGAUUGUUUUUACAAUUUUGUCUUGUUUUAGUAAUUGGGGACAAUGGGAUAAAAUGACAUACAACAAAUGGUUAUCCCACUUGUAUAUUUUUUUAAGGACUCUUAUCCUGUUAUCCUUACAUAAAACCAGUUACGAUAAUUGUAUGUUUGGAAAGAUAAAUUGUAUACUGAGCCUUAAAACCCAGUGUGACUGUAGAAAAUGUAAUGUGGACAUGAUUUGAAUUUAGUGACAGCUUGGCUGAUGUCACUGAACCAGAAGGGUUUAUACUGAGUGAAGGAAAGGUAAAAAGUAGUAUUUUGUAUAUUUUUAUAACAAAAUAUAAAUGAAGAUAUUUUACCAUGAAGAGAUUGCACUUAUCCUUGAGAACAAUCUAAUGAUAAUUUUUUUACUUUCAGACUGUUUCUAGCUAAAGUUCUGAUAAAAGUAUUUAGAGUUAAUUUAAACCUUCAAACACUGUUUAGAUCAGUUGAAAACUAAUUCUUAAUAGCCAUUAUUUUAUAAUCUUUAGUUUAAAUUCAUCUGUUUACUUGACAUUUAGUUUUUUGUGAACUUGAGUCAGUCCUAUUGAACAUUUUGAUCUGUAUUCUUGCAAAUUAGGUUAAUUUUUCAUAUUUUAGUUUGAUUUUAGAUAAUUAUUUUCAAAAAGAAACCUGACAUUUUUUCACCUUCUUGACAUUGUGAGUGAUACACAUUAAAAGCCUAUUUGCCCCCAUCCUCCUCUAUCCUGUUUCGAGGUAGAGAGCUUGGCACUUCUGUUACAAGCUGAGAGUCUGGAGGUGCUGAGUUUAACGUGGCUGUGCAGCUGAUUUCAAGGCAUGAGGUUGACAUAGCCGUGACCUAAAAUUAAACCCUUUUGAUUACAGUACAGAUUCUGUGUGCUACUUGAUGAGAUGUUACCCAAGGCCAGUUUGGACUUACUGCUUUUUGUCCCUCAUAUUAAAUUAUCAAAUGAUGCCGAUGAAAUGCUAGAAAAUGAUUCUGCUCUCAAAGUUAUGCUUCCCUAGAAAGGUGUCAUGUCGGGCACUUGUGUUGGGUGACUAUGACAUCCCAGCAGUGCUGGUCAGGUCUCAGAGUUGCUUUCACCUAGAACUGAUGCUUCCACAAGGGAACAUUUGUGUUACUUUGCUCCAGGGAUCUGUCAUAAAAACAAUAGUAACUACUUCAUCCCUAGGAAGCCCAAGACUUCAGGGCACUGUUAGCUGAUUGGUAAAUAAGGGACACAACAUUCGAGGGAAUUGUUUACUGCUCCCCACUAGUAAUUCCCAUGGGGGGCCACUUUUUUAACUCUUUCUAAUUAACACCUCUUCUCAGGCUAUAGAGUAGAGGAUGCAGUCAUUUCUCUGUUGAAAUCUAUGUAGUAUUUAUGUAGAAUGUCAUUAUAUGAAAAGCGAAUUCAGAAUCCUAACUUCGGGAAAGCGCUCUCUGGAAAUGUAGUUUGAUAAUAGUGUCUUAUAGGUGCCAGGGGAAUUUGUUUCUCUAUAAAGCAAUGGGUUCCAGUGUCAUGUUACCAGAGUUGUCGCUCAGUUUUGCUUGUUUUUAAGCCUUUUGCUAGAACCUAUUAUGUAUCCAGUUUCUAAAACAUACUUCAUUCCCUUGAUAGCAGAGAUCCAGAGCACAGAUGGCAAGUUGUGUGGAUGAUACUGAAUAUCUGUUUAUUUUCCUAAAGAUAAAUGUCACGACAUGACAUUUUUCAGUUUUUAUUUAGAUGUUUAUUACCAUGUGUUAACAGAAUCUUAAAACCCAAGGGAUUUCUUCAGUAAACUAGACUUUGAUUCAACCUG
Molecule: messenger RNA, 5446 nt
Organism: Nomascus leucogenys (northern white-cheeked gibbon)
Lineage: Eukaryota; Metazoa; Chordata; Mammalia; Primates; Hylobatidae
Gene: ATP6V0A2
Product: ATPase H+ transporting V0 subunit a2
Biological process (GO): proton transmembrane transport; vacuolar acidification
Cellular component (GO): vacuolar proton-transporting V-type ATPase complex; plasma membrane; vacuolar proton-transporting V-type ATPase, V0 domain
Molecular function (GO): proton-transporting ATPase activity, rotational mechanism; ATPase binding
Source: RefSeq, a predicted model, not a curated record